AUGAACGCUCCAGCGUUCGCGGUGCGCCCACGAGUUGACACCGAUUCAUCCACCGUUCGGGAACCCCCUGGGUACGUCCAAAGCGAUCGCGCGCGGGGCGAGCGUCGCGAGAAGGACGCUUCCUCGAUCGCUGGAGAUUCCACGAGGCGCGCGACCUCGACGUCGCAUGCGCACGACGCCGCGAUCGAGCUCCAGCGCUCGAAGCUUCGAGUCCGUCGGGCGUUCGCGUACGCCCAAUCGAGCGUGAGCUCGGUCGGGAUGAUGGGAUUCAUGAUGUGGAUGAGCGGAUCAUCGGUGCAAGUGUUUAGCAUCAUGGUCGUCUUCGGCGGCGUGGCGCAGACGACGAGAGCGAUACUCGGGUCGAAAGCGACAUUCGAAGCUUUCAGAGACGGCGACGAGCGGGCGAACGUGGCGCCGGCGCGGAUGAUGUUCGUUUUAGUGCAGCUUGCAGGGUUACUCUUGGCUCUUAGGAAGCUCAACACGAUGGGUCUGCUGCCUUCGCACGCGAGCGAUUGGGUCGGAGGGUGGAAACCGCCGCGUUCGCUCGAGCGCGCGUUCGGAGGCAUAGAGUUAGAGUUUUAA
Ostreococcus tauri is the source of this 582-nucleotide messenger RNA. Its product is annotated as Protein of unknown function DUF1077, TMEM85. Gene Ontology annotation, biological process: protein folding in endoplasmic reticulum. Lineage: Eukaryota; Viridiplantae; Chlorophyta; Mamiellophyceae; Mamiellales; Bathycoccaceae. Gene Ontology annotation, cellular component: EMC complex. The record is from RefSeq and is a predicted model, not a curated record. The transcript has a single exon. The coding region runs from base 1 to 582 and encodes 193 amino acids.